Protopolystoma xenopodis is the source of this 861-nucleotide messenger RNA. Lineage: Eukaryota; Metazoa; Platyhelminthes; Monogenea; Polystomatidea; Polystomatidae. The record is from the annotation of a GenBank genome assembly.
AUGUCUUUUAGUGCUCUCGAGGCAUUUAUUUGUUUUGCUUACACUGGGAAAAUGCAGAUAACUCCAUGGAAUGUGCAAGCCCUUCUGAUUGGCGCUAGUUUCCUUCAGGUCAGCAAUGUCAAAGAAGUCUGUUGUAAAUAUAUCGAAGAAAGGCUCACUCCAGAUACAGCUCUUCUGGCCAAAUCAUUUGCCCAGAGUCUUCUUUGCACUUCCCUUGUUAAAGCGUGCGAUGUUUUUAUCAACGAAAACUUUGUGGCCGUUUCUCGCACUGGGAGUUUUAUUAAAUUACCUGGCCAUGUUUUGCUUGAAAUGCUUGACUCGGACGAUUUGUUUGUAGACAGCGAAGAGCUAAUAUUCUUGGCAAUAGUACGGUGGAUGGAAGCCGGAUGGAGCCAAACGCCUAUUAAUGCGUCAUCUAAACCCUCCAUUUCAUUGGAAACUCUGGUUAUGAGUGAAAGUUCAAAAUCCUUUCCGGGACAAGACUCUAUCCCUCUUUCGCAGGAUUUUGUAAAAAAAAAUUUGCAUAUUUCUCAGGGGCUAAAUACAUAUCGUAGUGGCAGUCAGCCGUCUUUGCUCAUAAAUCAGUUGUGUUCGUAUCUUCCUGAUGCUGGUGCCGAUUUGGUCUGCCCCACGGAUGGCGCUCUGUCACUCAGUUGGUCUGUCUCUUCAAACCUUCAAUCACAUCUUAAACCAAGCAAAGAGGAGCUUAGGACUUCUGAUUCUCCUCUUAUGGUGAAUCCAAGAUAUUCUAUCCUUCCAGAUCUCCUGAAGCGUGUUCGUCUCCCUUUGCUUUCGGCCAAAUUUCUAACUGAAGUUGUUUCAAAGUAUGAGCCUAUUCGUACAGAGAUUAAAUGCCGGUAA